AUUGCUUUGCUGCUGUCUGCUACAUUCUAAUCUCACAUGGAUUUAAUUCCGUGAACAUAAAGUAUUUUGGUCCUUAACACUUGAAAAUUUAGUGUCAUUACAGCUUUGGUGAAAUUACGAGGAAAUAAGACCAUAAACUUUUAUUUGAUCCUGUGACAUGUGUAGUUUUCUCUUUUAAUUCAUUUUAAAAACAUAAUUAUAAUUCCAUUUUUUGGUUAGAAAUGGAAAAGCAUGGAACAACUCAUGUAGAAAAGUAUUAUUUUAACUUUAAAAGGUGUACUAACAGUGUUCUUCACUCAACUAAGAAGUUUCUAUUUUUCAUUCUUCAAAAAGGAUUUCGAUUCGGCCUGACAGUUGCAUUAUUGACCAUCGUUUUAAAUAGUUAUUAAUAAUUCGACUUUGCUGCUUUUGAUUAUCGAACAGACAAUCUCUACAAUUAUUCAAACAGGAUAAAAAUUUAUCAAGAAUCUUAUAAACAAAAUCUUUUUUGAAUUAAGAAAAUUGUUCAAAUUGGAAGACGAAAAAAGAAAAUAUGUUCACAAAAAAAUAUCAACCCCAAACAUCUACUCCUCAGAAUGUCAAAAUACCAAUUUCCUGUGGUGUUCGGGAGGCCUUUACUGAUAUAUCGCUAAUAAAUAGUAGUAACAUAAUAAAAGAAGAACUGGAUAUAAUAGAUGAUCAUUAUAUCGAAGAAAAAUCUAAUCCAAUGCCGCACAAUAUUUGUGAAGUUUUAGUAAACGGUCAAGCGACCAAUACGGUGUUAAACUACGAUUUUAUUCAAGAACAACCGUGUUUAGAAUACAAUGAAGACGACCAAGAAGACGAAAAAGAUCCUUUGUUUAUUGGUCAAAUCGAAGACGAAGAAAAACACAAUUUCAACGAACCUUCAAACUCAUUCACGACGAGGCAGCAGGUAACCUCUGAAAAUGUUUGUCUUGAAAAAGGAAAUAAACAGGAAGAAGAGGAUGAAAUAGAUGAAGAAGAAGAUGAAGAAUAUGGAGAAGUUUCCGAUACUACGGAAAAUGACGAAAUACCCUUAUCUCAACUUCAGUUAAACAAGCUGGAAAAUUUGACUAUACAGUUGCAGCACGUAGUACCUCCUCAGCAUUUAAUUAAACAACGUACUAUAAGCCGCUGUACCCCGCGAAGUAAAAUGAUAGAAUUUGAAAAAUAUUGCAAAAUGAAAAAAGGAGCUUUUUCUACGGUUGAAGAUUCAAUAAUUAUCAAAAAUUGGAAAAUGUUUUGUCAGGUUCAUGAAUGGGAUGAGGAUGUAGUUGAACCUUUUUUGAGAACAAAAUACGGUGGUAAAUUUUACAUAAAAAAUAAAGAACAGCGUCAAAAUUUUGUACGAUUUUUAGCUAAUGGUUUGCCAUGGAGAAGCUUGUUCAGUGUAUUUUCAAGAUUUAGGUCUUUAUUCCACAAGCGUAAAAAUGGUACAUACAGUUCUAUAGAAGAUGAGCAGAUUUUGGCUUUUAUAGAUGGAAAUAAAAAAAUGGAUAAGGAACUUAAGUGGGUACAAUUGGGAGAAAAAAUGUGUAGAGAUCCAAAAUCAAUUGCUAAGCGAUAUGUAAGGUUAAAAAAAAUGGCUAAUAAAAAAGCUACAAAAAUACAUUGCAGUUCUUCAAGCUCCUUUCAUUCAAGAAAAGAUAAAAAGUUAUCAAAAAGUAGCAUAAUUAUAACAAAAAAUGCCCCAAAUUUAAAGAAGUUUAAAGAGAAUACAGUUGAAAAAUUUGUCACAUGGAGUCCUCAAUUAGUCACCAUUUUUAUUGACAAUUUAUUGAAAGUAUCUGCGGUUGAAGAUUUGAGAAAAUUGAAAAAUGUUGAAAUUCACAAUGAAGUGUGGUCAGAACUAGAAAAAUUAAUGAAAAUAGAUAAAAAAGUUCUUGAAAAUUUUUGGAAUUUACGUCUCCACAUGCAAUUAUUUUCUUCUACUCCAAUUUACUUGGAUGAUCUUAAAAUUGCCUUAAUUCAAUUUUUUCAUCAAUCAGAUUUCAAUAACUUUGGAGAUAUAAAAUGGAAAAGAGUUUGUGAACAUUUUGAUGGAAUAACUGUUCACUUUCUGAAAAAAUUAUGGAAUUAUUUACUAGGAUAUGCUCAAACAAAAAUAACAUCACCGGACUAUAAUGAUCUUGUCAAUUAUUUAUAUUUAAUGCACAUCUCUGAAAUUAGAAAAAAUACAACAGAAGCAUUUUUACCUCUGCUUUAUUAUAAAAAAAAUAAUUUAAUUUUGUUAGAUAAAGGAACUGAAAAAGAAAUCCCUGGAUUAAUUUCAGCAGAUCCCUUAAAUAAUGAUGAUGAUGCACAAGCAGUUUGUAAUACAGAAAUAGAUGAUAAUGCUGAAAGAGAUUAUAAUUAUUUUCCAAAUUCUUUUGAAUCUAGAAACAAAUCAAGAAAUAAUAAAAUUAGAACAAGUGUUGAUUGGGAUUUAAAUUUAGUACAAACUUUUAUUGAUCACUUAUUACAAUACACAUCAUCCAAUUUGAAUACUUUAAAAAAUAAAACUGUGCCCGAGGAUGUUUGGCUAAAAAUUCAAUGUUCCAUGCGUAUUUCAAAGUUAGCGCUUCAGGAAUUUUGGUACUUACGACUUCACCUACAACUAUUUUCACCAACUCCAGUGCAUUUGAGCCAGAUUCAAAUAAACUUGAUUGAACUCUUACAUGAUUUAAAUAUAAAAAACAUAAAUGAUAUAGUUUGGGAUGAAAUUUGUUUAAAAUUUGAAGGUUCAACUGCAUUAUUCUUAUCUAAACUAUUCGAUAGCUUGAUUCAACAAGCUUUAACAAAAAUCAACUCAGACAAUUUCCAAGAACUUUUAAACUAUCUUUAUACUAAAUAUGUUAUUGAACUUGAAGAUAAUAUAACUGACGUUGUAUUGCCGGCUUUACACUGUAAAAAUGGUAAAAUAGUUUCUGUAAUGAUAGGAGCCGAAAAAAUUGAUGGAAACACAACACAUGAUCCUUUUAUCAACACAGUGCUUGAAGAGUAAAGAUAAAAAUUAUUAUUAAAGAUAUUUUACUACAAAAUAUCAACAAAUGUAAAUAAAUGGUUUUGU
Messenger RNA from Trichogramma pretiosum, 3049 nucleotides. RefSeq lists its product as uncharacterized. The coding region runs from base 533 to 2983 and encodes 816 amino acids. NCBI's taxonomy places the organism in Eukaryota, Metazoa, Arthropoda, Insecta, Hymenoptera, Trichogrammatidae. The record is from RefSeq and is a predicted model, not a curated record. The transcript is spliced from 11 exons.